AUGAAUCACUUUUCCCGUGAAUCGCCCCAUGUUUUUCUACUGUGGUUUUCUGCAGGUAGUGCUUCUUUGGAAGGCCUUGCCGAGCCUGUUCUUCAUAGGACACCUGUAUGCAACGAGCUCCCACCUGCAGAGCUCAGAGAGGAUCAAAGGAGGCAGAAGAAAACAAGGCCACCUCUUGAGCAUGAGACUUCCUUCACCCAAAAGAAGAUAUCUAGUCCAUCUUCAUUACGAAAUGAAAAUGGUAUUGAUGUGGACCCAGCUGAGGAGGCAGUUACUCAAAAACCUCGAAGGAAGGCAAAAAAAACCAAGCCAGCAGAGUUACAGUAUGCCAAUGAACUAGGAGUAGAAGAUGAGGACAUAAUUACUGACGAGCAAGGAGUUCCAGAACAACGGUCUAGAUUCACUGCACCCACCGGAAUUAGCCAGCCUGUAGGCAAAGUAUUUGUAGAAAAAAGUCGGCGAUUCCAGGCUGCUGACCGUUCAGAGUUGAUAAAGACCACAGAAAACAUCGAUGUGACCAUGGAUGUGAAGCCUUGUGGGAGCACCAGAGAUGUGGCGCUUUCUGUGCACCGGGCCUUCAGGAUGGUUGGUCUCUUUUCUCAUGGCUUCCUGGCAGGCUGUGCUGUGUGGAAUGUUGGUGUGAUCUACGCGCUAGCAGGUGCACAGCUGUCGAACCUCCCCAACCUUCUGCUGCAGUACAAGACCUUAGCGUACCCAUUCCAGAGCCUCCUGUACUUGCUUUUGGCUCUAAGUACAGUCUCGGCGUUCGAUAGAGCUGACUUUGCUAAGACAUCAGCAGCAAUCCGAAAUUUUUUUGCCCUGGACCCAACAGCUUUAGCAUCUUUUUUGUACUUUGUUGCUCUUAUACUGUCUCUGAGUCAGCAGAUGACAAGUGACAGAAUCCACCUUUACACACCUUCUUCUGUUAACAGCAGUCUCUGGGCCGCGGGAAUUGAGGAACAGAUUCUGCACCCAUGGAUGGUGGUGAAUUUGGUGGUGGCCCUUCUGGUGGGAUUGUCUUGGCUAUUUUUGUCUUAUAGACCAGGCCUGGAUCUUAGUGAAGAGUUAAUGUUCUUCUGUGAUGUGGAAGAGUAUCCCGAUAAAGCCAUCAGAGCCCCUUCAUAGUAUCAACUCAUCUGCAGAGGAAUAAUGACCCAGUAUUUUUUCCACUUUUCAAAAAAAUGAAUUUAAAAGUUAUGUAUAUGUGUAUUUGUAACUGAUUUUUGAUUAUAUAAUACAGAAAAAUUUCUUGAUUAUAGAAAAAUGUUGAAAUUAUAUCUUCAAUUUAUAAUAAAACAUUAAUUUCCUUAGCCUUAUUAUAUUAAUGACAAAAGAGAGAAUGAUUUAGAAACCAGUAGAUAAGGGUUUAUUUCCUGCUCUGUCAAAUAUAUUUUCAUAAUUACCAUCUUUAAAAGACUAAUUCAGGGCCGGGGAUUUAGCUCAGUGGUUUCGCCGAGUCCGGUCCCUGGUAGCGAAAAAAAAGACUAAUUCAAAAAAAUCCUCGGGCCAGGGAUUUAGCUCAGUUCUGACACCUGCCUCACAAGCGCAAGGACCCAAGUUCAAUCCCCAGUACCAAAAACAAAAAAUCCUCAAUUUUAGUGUUAGAAAGUAUAUACCAAAUUGAAUUAUGGAUUUAGGGAAUAGAGGGUAAAAAUUUUUGUUACCUCCUUACUGAACAAAUUGAAACACAAAAUUUGUCUUUUCUGAAUCUUAGUUGUGUGUCAUGUGAUUAUUGUAAUUUUAAGAUACUUAAAUGCUAAUGAAACAAAUAGAUAAUUUUGUUUGAAAAGUU
This is a messenger RNA of Heterocephalus glaber (naked mole-rat), 1792 nucleotides long. The record is from RefSeq and is a predicted model, not a curated record. NCBI's taxonomy places the organism in Eukaryota, Metazoa, Chordata, Mammalia, Rodentia, Bathyergidae.